AAAUGCGUUCAGUUGACCGAAAGCAUACGGAAAGGUAGUUACUCCUUGACUUGACGCUUACAGUACGCCAUUACGUGACAAACUACCACACAAAUAAUAUAACACAUACAAAACCUCUGGGACAUUGGGAUGUCCCUGCUGUGAGACUUUUAGGGAUUUACCAUUGGUUCGCCGCCAAACAAGCAAAUAUCCUCCCAGUGCAAAUAUGCCGGUCCUUAAGAACCUCCCGGCUCGGCUGAAGAGUGGCAGGUUUAGUGUGGACUUGGAGACUACGCGCAGGGAAUUUAUUCUCCGAAAAAUGAGUCUUAACCACAACCCGUUUGAGGAGCCUGGAUCAGAUGAGGACUGGCCAAGGAGCAAUGGGGGCUCACUCCUGGAUGGUGUCGUGCCCCGGGACAGGAACCCGUUUGAGGAUGAGGAAGAUGAGAAUGAGGCCAAUGAGGUGCGGCGUGGAGGUUCAGGGAAAGGGGGCUCAAUUAAAGGCACGCUGGAACGCAUGAAGGGGGUAUCACCGCUCAAAACCCUCGGCAAACUGAGCAAGAACUUACGCAUGUCAGCCAGAAGCAAAUGGAAGGAGACCUCAUCGCCAGAGGGUUCUAUAGGUUCAGCUUCACCUAUGACUAGGAAGAAGAAGGGGAGACGGAGUUCAGAGGGGAGCCUGCUACGGAUUGCUGGGAAAUGUAAAGAUCGCAAGGAAACCUUGACCAAUGGAGACCAGUGUUCAGAAAUUGAUGCUGACUCGACCAGUCGUCGACUCUCCUUCCUAAAGAUGGUGGGCAAGGGCAAAAUGAAGAGGGAAUCCAUGCAGGACCACUCAUCAUCACAGGGGCCUGAGGAGGAGACGGUGGAGGAGGUGCCAGAGGUCAAACCCAGGGAACCACUUUCAGUACUGGAAAUCCUACAGUUGGUGACAAAACGGGAUUUGUUUCUGGCUGACACACACAUCCUGGAGCUGGAGCAGGAGUGCAGGGAGGCCGAAUCUCCACCAGCAGGGGGCACCGAGGAGCUCAUCAGCCCCAGCAGCAAAGACAGCAGUCGGCGCAAAGCCAAAGAUGUGGAGCUGCUCUAUGAAGCCCUGCAAAAAGAAUUGUGGGACGUGGUGAGGGACUCUCUGCGUUCCCCCACGGCUGGACCCAACCUGGGUCUGGUGGUCCAGGUUCUCCAGCAGGAAGAGCAGGCCGACCGGGACUGGGCUCAGAGCGAGGGGGCCGUUCCCGGAGGCCCUCGGCCGAGAGAGUUCAAAAAACGCUGGAGGGAGGCUGUAGGGGAGCUGGCUGCUGGAAACUUACCCCAACAUGGAGAAGCAAAGGCGGGCAAGUUGGCGGCCUACCUGGAUAUGCUGAGGGUCCGUAUGGUGGAAGAUCUGGGAGCGGCUCGGCGUAACGCGGUUUCUGUGUAUCCAGCGGAAUAUGACUCCUUCCAAGUGUACACGCAGAGCUACCACCAGGCUGUUGCUCGACGUCUACAGUCGAUCACUGAUGGAGAUCUGCAGAUCAUCGACAUCUACUCAUUGCUAGACUGGCUCUACAACAUCUAUAAUAGAGAUGUCCUUGGAACGGUCACCAUAACAACGCCCAUUAACCUCUCCCAGCUCGGCUCGCUGCUGCCGGCGGAGACCGUGGACAAACUGGAGCUUGACUGCCUGAACUCUGUCAGAGGUAAGGUGACCAAUGAGCUGUCUCAGAUUCUGGAAGAGGAGGAAAAGAAAUGGCUGGACAAUCUGAACGUUGAAGAGUAUCAGAUACCUCUAGCUCGCACUGUUAUUCAGAGGCUACAAGAGGACCUUGAGAGAUCUGCAGCUAUAAACCGACAGUUGGGAUCACGGGUGGCUCAGUGCAGUCUCAAUGGCCUGGCAGAUUUCUUAUACAGUUUUCAGAGAAAGGUGGAGAUGUUCCAUGAGGGGCUGGUUAAUGGGUUUGGAGAAAACGAAGAUGGUUACAUCGCUAAAACCAUCGCUCUUGUAAACUGCAGUCCUCCAUUCAGGAGCUUUGUGGAGCGUUGUGGGCAGUGCGACCCCACAACCAGUGAGGACUCCAUACGUCGAGCCAACACAAGUCUGGACAGGAUAGUCAACUUGAGUGUGAGAGUGCUGAACGACCGACUUUUCGAACAUAUCAGGCCUUUCUUUGAUAAGCUGAUCAAAAGAAAAUGGUUGAGUAACACUGAGCCAUUUGACCAAAUCGAGGCUUUGAUUAAAGAACACUUCAAGAAGUUUCGAAGGAUGGACAACCCGCCGUAUGAGGUUCUGGCAGGGGAGGUAUAUCGGCGUGUUAUGACCGAGUAUCUCCGAGCUAUCAUGAGAGGCAGAAUCAUCUGCACGUCACUCAAAAUGAGGAAGAAGAUGGCUGGCCGUCUCAGAGACGAGGGAAAGUGCCUUAAAACUCUCUUUAAAGAGCUGGAAUCCUCUGCUUCAUGGCUUGACAGCGCUAUUCCUCACCUAUCUGAGAUAAUACUCUUGGAAGACACUCCCUCAAUUCAAAUGGAAGUUGGUGUCCUGGUACGGGAAUUCCCAGACAUACGGAGGAAGCAUGUUUCUGCCAUACUGAACAUCCGAGGGAUGACCCGACAAACGGAAAGGCAAGAGAUCUUGAACAUAGUGAAAGACAUCGAAAAUACCGACGGCCUCGUGCGAGUGUCCCGCGACAGGGCUCUGUUCGCCGAAGUGCCCGUGACAUCAGAAGUACACUGUCUGAACGUGGGCCUGAGCCGCAUCGCCCUCACCGCUUCAUCGCUCUUCUCCAGCAUGAGGUUUCGUCGCAGGAGGACUCCAACCAGGGAGAAUCAGGAUGACAUGCUGUGAGCCUUCUCAAAGGCUUUUGGAGAUUCUGAAGAGCACUGGAGCAAACGACACUGACUUUGUCAGUAGUUUUAUUGCUGAGUCGUGACAUGAGAAGUUUUUGAGAUGCUUGUGCAUUGCAGGAUCUCUGAACUUAGAAUGUGACAGUCCUACAGCUGUGGGAUUUAUACAUUUUAUCUGGAAUGUUUUAUUAUCUGAAUAUAUAGUGCAAGUGCCAUUGAAUUCCAACUGAGCACACAAAGCAGAAGUGAUAUUAAGCAACCAUCUCUAAGAAAUAUAUUUUCGGUUCGUGAAUUGCAGAGGACACAAGAGUCUGUAUUGUAAAAUCAUAACUACUGAUUGAAACACUACUCUGUUUUGAGUAAAAGUUGUUUUUUGUUCUCUUAAUCAUAUCAUUCCUGAUCUUGGCUUUUAGAUGCACAUGACUGAAGUCUUAUUUUAAGGUACUAUGAAAUUGCAGUUAUCUUUAAUCUUUUGAUUAUUUUAGCAUAUUUAAUUCAUGAUUAAGUCAUCUUGUCAUAAGAGAUUAAUGUAUUUUCUUAGAGAUUAUUUAGACUAACUUGUGAAAGAAAUUAAGAGCGAGUAUUGAGUAUUUAUAUAUCACAAGACUUAUUUAUUGCACAAAUAAUUUCAUUCAGCUGUAAUAAACGAUAAAAACAACAAUGGUAGGCAACCAACACAACAACUACAGCCACAAAUAUCUGUUUCUAAAUAUAUAAUUUUAGAAAAACAUGGUCAAUGUAGUAAAUGAAUUAAUUUGGGGUUUGUUUACCUCGAGGAAAUCUACCUAUUCAAACGAUGUUUAUGGAUUCUGCAUUUAUUGUGCCACCGAGAUCUACAAAUAGUCUUUCAUCUAGUUUGUCAGCUCAGCAUGUGUUGGAUAAGUCUGUAUAUGUUGUUGUGUGACCAGCAUCGAGAAAAAUAAGAAUCUCAUGAACAUUUCAACUAGGGUACUCUCAAUGUACAUAUGAAAGACGUAAAUGAAUGUUGACAUAAACUGAUAUUUAGUUUAUAGGAAAAUAUUUUACAGUGUACAUACAUGAAAUCUCAGUUCAAUAAAUGACAGAGGAUCAGCUCUUUA
Molecule: messenger RNA, 3878 nt
Organism: Triplophysa dalaica
Lineage: Eukaryota; Metazoa; Chordata; Actinopteri; Cypriniformes; Nemacheilidae
Gene: exoc3l2b
Product: exocyst complex component 3-like 2b
Exons: 13
Coding region: 206-2800 (864 amino acids)
Biological process (GO): exocytosis; exocyst localization
Cellular component (GO): exocyst
Molecular function (GO): SNARE binding
Source: RefSeq, a predicted model, not a curated record